AUGGCCAGCCUCAAGAGAUCUCUCGAGUCAGACCCGUUGGCGGCCAACAUCUCGAGCAAAGUGUAUGUGAGAUCGACUAAGAGCGGCAAGGUCCAGAAGAUUGUCCGCGAAGUCUACCUGCGGACAGACAUUCCUUGCUCAUCCAAGUUGUGCAAGUCCUGCAUCACGGGCGCGCCCAGAGAUGCCCAAGGCCGAAUCGCUCCGUUCGUGCUGUCCGACCAGCCCGCCGGUACUAAGGCCUUCCCCCAGGGCCAUUACCUGGUGCCGGAUACCAAUGCCUUCCUGACAGCCAUGGACCUGUUCGAGUCGAGUGCGGCCUUCUACGACGUCAUCGUCCUGCAGGUUGUCCUGGAGGAGCUGCGCAACCGCUCCCUGCCGCUGUACAACCGCCUCAUCAAUCUGACAAAGAGCGAGGAUAAGCGUUUUUAUGUCUUCUUCAACGAGUUCCGCUUCGAAACCCAUGUCGCCCGCCUGGAGGGCGAGUCUGUCAAUGACCGCAACGACCGUGCCGUUCGGAAGGCUGUCGCUUGGUACGCGGAGCAUCUUAAGAAGACUGGGAAGAAGAAUGUCCCGGCUGUGGUUAUGCUAAGCAAUGACCGGGCGAACCUGCGGAAGGCGAAGGAGGAGGGCAUCCAUGCUUGCUCGCUGGCCGAGUAUGUCAGCCAGUUGCCGGACGGCGACGCUCUUCUCGACAUGGUCCCUGCUACUGAGGAGGAGGAGACAAUCAAGGAGAAGCGUCCUAAUGAGAUGCUCUAUCCUGAGUACUACUCCAUGUCAAAGAUGAUGACUGGUAUCAAAAACGGCCUGCUGCACCAGGGCAUUUUCAACGUCUCGCCAUACAACUACCUGGAGGGCUCUAUCCGUGUUCCAGCUUUUCAGAAGCCGUUGCUCAUCUUGGGCCGCGAGAACAUCAACCGCGCUAUCGAUGGCGAUCUGGUUGUCGUGGAGGUGCUGCCUAAGGAUCAGUGGAAGGAGCCGUCAACGCAAGUUAUUGAGGAGGAGGCCAUCACGAAGAACGAGAACCCUGAUGCCGAAGAGAGCACCGAUCUCGUGUCGGAGAAGGAGCGCAAGGCGCUGCAGGAAGAGGUUAAGCGGAUGCACAGCAAAACGACUGAGGGUCACCCGCAGCCCACAGCCCGCGUAGUCGGCGUCAUUAAGCGCAACUGGCGCCAGUAUGUUGGACAUAUUGACCAGUCGUCCAUCAGCCAGUCAGCACAGCAAGGGCGCAAACAGGACAGCGUCUUCGUUAUUCCCAUGGAUAGGAGGAUUCCCAAGAUCCGCUUGCGCACUCGCCAGGUCGCCGAAUUGGUUGGCAAGCGGAUUCUUGUGGCCAUCGAUGCCUGGGACCGCAGCUCGCGCCAUCCCACUGGCCACUUGAUCCGGUCACUUGGUGAGAUGGAAACCAAUGCUGCCGAAACGGAGGCAUUGCUUCUCGAGUACGACGUCCAGUACCGGCCGUUCCCCAAGACUGUGCUUGACUGCCUUCCAAAGGAGGGUCACGACUGGAGAGUGCCUGAGGACAAAAACGAUCCUGGAUGGAGGGAUAGAGAGGACCUGCGGCAUCUGCUUAUUUGUAGCAUCGAUCCUAUUGGUUGCCAGGAUAUCGACGAUGCGCUGCACUCAAGGCCGUUGCCCAACGGCAACUUCGAGGUUGGCGUGCACAUCGCCGAUGUGUCGCACUUUGUCCGGCCUAAUAAUGCCAUGGAUCUGGAGGCCAGCAUCCGUGGUACUACUGUUUAUCUGGUCGACAAGCGUAUCGACAUGCUUCCGACCCUGCUAGGUACCGACCUGUGCUCGCUGAAGCCUUACGUGGAGCGCUAUGCUUUCUCGGUCCUCUGGGAGCUGACACCGGACGCCGAUAUCGUGAGCGUUCGGUUCACCAAGUCAGUCAUCAAGUCCCGGGAAGCCUUCAGCUACGAACAAGCCCAGAUGCGCGUCGACGACGGGUCAUACCAGGACGAUCUCACCAAGAGCAUCCGCACGCUGCUGGCUCUUUCCCGCAAGCUGAAGCAAAAGCGCAUGGACGCCGGCGCGUUGAGCCUCUCUUCCCCCGAAGUCAAGAUCCACAUGGAGUCUGAAACCUCCGAUCCCAUCGAUAUCAAGACAAAGAAACACCUCCCAACCAUGUCCCUCGUAGAAGAAUUCAUGCUUCUCGCCAACAUCAGCGUCGCGCGCAAGAUAUACGAAGCCUUCCCCCAAACAGCCAUCCUCCGUCGCCACGCCGCGCCGCCCAAAACCAACUUCGACGAGCUCGCCAACCAGCUCCGUGUGAAACGCGGCCUCGAGCUCUCCGUCGAAUCCUCUAAGGCGCUCGCCGACUCCCUCGACCGCUGCGUCGACCCCAACGAGCCCUUCUUCAACACCCUCGUGCGCAUCAUGGCCACGCGGUGCAUGAUGGCUGCUGAGUACUUCUGCUCAGGCACGCAAGCCUACCCGGAGUUUAGGCACUACGGUCUAGCGAGCGAGAUUUACACCCACUUCACGUCACCCAUCCGUCGGUAUGCGGAUCUUGUUGCCCAUCGGCAACUGGCUGCUGCCAUUGGGUAUGAGGCGAUCGAUCCUAGUGUGCGGAGUAGGGGAAGGUUGGAGGCUGUGUGCAAGAAUAUCAAUGUAAGGCAUCGGAAUGCGCAGUUGGCGGGUCGGGCUAGCAUUGCCUACUAUGUUGGCCAGGCACUUAAGGGCAAGGCAGAAGAGGAGGAUGGGUUUGUCAUGAAGAUAUUUAGCAAUGGGUUUGUGGUGCUAGUGCCGAGGUUUGGUAUUGAAGGGUUGAUUCGGCUUAGGGAUCUCGCGGAGCCGGAGCCCCAGGCGGAGUAUGAUGCCGAGAAUUAUGUGCUGAAGACGAAGGGGAGCAGGGAGGUUACUGUUGAGUUGUUCCAGAAGGUUAGGGUGAGGGUGUCGGACCAGAAGGAUGAGGCUACAGGGAAGAGGGGAGUUAAGAUGGAGUUGGUGAAGACAUACUAG
Molecule: messenger RNA, 2961 nt
Organism: Thermochaetoides thermophila DSM 1495
Lineage: Eukaryota; Fungi; Ascomycota; Sordariomycetes; Sordariales; Chaetomiaceae
Product: exosome complex exonuclease-like protein
Exons: 2
Coding region: 1-2961 (986 amino acids)
Biological process (GO): rRNA catabolic process
Cellular component (GO): nuclear exosome (RNase complex); cytoplasmic exosome (RNase complex)
Molecular function (GO): RNA binding; endonuclease activity; 3'-5'-RNA exonuclease activity
Source: RefSeq, a predicted model, not a curated record